AACCCGCAGCUCCGCUUCCAGAGCCUCACAGAGCGCCUCACAGCUCACUCCCGCUCACAGAACCGGGCGAGUUCUCACCCAGACUGUCCUCACUUUUACCGAACAGAACUUCAGCCAGCAUGUCUGACACGUACGAUGAUAUUCUGAUGAAUCUGGUCAACAUUGGUUUAAACGACCACUUCCUCCAGGAGCACGUCAAACCGACUCCGCCCCACCGACCAUCGCUUUUCUCUGCCAAGAGCCUGAGCUCUGAGCAGUUGAGCGAUGAGUGGCCUUUCGACAUCUGGAGCGAGAACUCGCCUAGCACCCCCCAGUUGCCCUACCGGGCGGACCGAUCCAUGAGCCUCACUGACAGCCUCACCUCCCUGCCCGCCUUUGGCAAACCCAAGGCUGCUGAAGUGCCUCCUCCACCCGGCUUCCCCCCACUGGCACCACAGCCGUCCAACCGCUACAAGACAGAGUUGUGCCGCAGCUUCCAGGAGCACGGCACCUGCAAGUACGGCAACAAGUGCCAGUUCGCCCAUGGCGAGAACGAGCUGCGCGGUCUCUACCGGCACCCCAAGUACAAGACGGAGGCGUGCCGCACCUUCUACAACUUCGGAUACUGCCCGUACGGAAGCCGCUGCCACUUCAUCCAUGAAGAUAAAGCCUCCGACCGCAGGAGCAGCCAGCACUCGCACCAGAUCCCCACACAGCACCCACGGCUCCUCCGCCAGAGUGUCAGCUUCGCCGGCUUCCUCGGAGCUCGCAGUGCUUCUCCCCCAACCUCCUACGAGCCCACCGGCUUCACGCGUGCCCCUUCUGUCUCACCACCACCAGCAGAUUCCGGCAUCCUGUCUCCUGUCUUUUCUGACGCCUCCCGUGACAUGUUCACCUUCCCGCAGGUGAGGAGGGGCGGGGCUGUCAUCACCGCAGAGAUGCAGCCUCGCAGGUCAUCCUGCUGCGUGUGCCAUGGCCACGGAAAUGGCAACGGAAACAGCUUCCAGGCCACGGCGGCACCGCACGGCAAAGAGAACCGACUCACCAUGCAGCGCUUCCCCUCUGACGACUCACUGUCAGACCGUGAGAGCUACAGCAGCAGCGGCUCAGAGUCACCAACCUUCGACAGUGCAAGCGGCAAGCGCCUCACCGUCUUCGCCCGGAUGUCAGUUUCUGAAUAGAGGACUAAAAAGUGUAAAACAUGGAAUAUACACACAAAAAAGUUCCCCAGUCAAUCGAUGUGCUUUACGAGGGCUGUAAGACAUCACCAGCUCUUAACUGUAGUAAUAAUACUGAUAAUGAUAGGCUAGUACUGUUGUUAAUUUGCCUUAAAAAUCAAAUAACAGACCAGGGACUUUUUUUAUUUUAAUGCUGAUCCAGGCACAGCACGGUCCACAGUCGAGUGUUGAUCUAAGGCUGAUCUUCAGUCCAGUCAAUGACUAACUGAAAGAACCCACUGGAUGAGUAUGCUCGGUACUGGGGGCUUUGCUGUGCAGUCCAAACAAUCCAAACAAAGCUAUGUAGCUCUGUUUUUAAAAUGGUAUUGUCUUUGAUUUUGUACUCUACCCUCAUGUCUUCCAUUCUGCUUGCUUGGCUGUGCAGUUUCUGUUCUGCAAAACAGAUAAAAACACUGGGCAGAAUCCGCAAACAGUGAUAAAAGGACUCGAGCUGAGCUCGGGCCUAUACAAUCAUUCCUUAACCUUCAGCUGACACAACAGAAACGAUCCUAAACCAGCAAUGUGACAAACUUGAAACAAAAAAGCAAUGCUAAUGAUUAGCUAUACAGACAUACUCACUAAAAAAUGCACUUUACACAUCAUGAACUGGGAGAAAUGUAGCAUUUAACCAAAGCAUUAUGAUCUCAUCAUGUGCCUGUUCUGACUUUUAUAUCAAAAUGUUUUUAUUUCUAUUUUUUAAGAAAUUGCUGUCCCCCAGCACACGACAAAUCUUAAAUCAAUGUAUUUAUGAUUUAUUAUCUGUUGGACAACGACCUGUCUGAGUUGGGUCCGUAUUCAACACUUGUUUAUUUUCAUUAUCAGGGAUUGUAACAUUACAGUAUUUCUCUAUUUUCAUUUGCUUUCAUUUGCAUUUGUUAUUAUUUUGUAAUUGUACAAACUUAUAUAAGUAUUUAUUAAGUAUUUAUUGAGAAAAAAAGUUAUAUUAACAAUGUAUUUUGUACUUAUUUAUCAAACCUUGUCCAGGUACGAGAAGUGUUGCCAGAGAAUGUUGUUGGAUUUAUUCCUAAUUAACCAAAAAUUAUGAAAUAAAUGCCAAAUGUCAAAAGAUAA
This is a messenger RNA of Astyanax mexicanus (Mexican tetra), 2267 nucleotides long. RefSeq lists its product as uncharacterized. The transcript is spliced from 2 exons. The coding region runs from base 120 to 1160 and encodes 346 amino acids. The record is from RefSeq and is a predicted model, not a curated record. Gene Ontology annotation, molecular function: metal ion binding; mRNA binding. NCBI's taxonomy places the organism in Eukaryota, Metazoa, Chordata, Actinopteri, Characiformes, Acestrorhamphidae.